CUCGUGGAGGCUUUCAUUGCGAUGCGUGGAGGAGAGGUGACUAAGCAUAGGCAUUCAUGCCUUAAUACAGACAGAUCCUCUCUUCUUCUUCUUCAUCCUCUACACAUGUCCGAUCGUAACGUUUUCUUCUCUCUCUGACAAACCCUAACCUAACCUUCCUCUCCUGUUUUGCGCUCUUGAUUCUUUUGUACACACUCACAGAAAGGGAGAAAAGAGAGGAAAAAUGACGACGGAGGUGGGAAAAGUUCUGUACAUAGUGGUGGUAGAUGAGGAAGAAAAAAGAGGGAAAGGGAAAGGGAAAGGGAAAGAGUCUUUUAGAUAUACGCGUCCGGUUUUGCAGAGUACUCUGCAACUCAUGGGAUGUAAAGCCCGCCAUGCUUUUAAGAUUAGCAAAAGGGUUUUUGAGGUCAUGAGAAAUGAAUUUUCAAACGAGGUUUCACUUUCUAAAGAAGUUGAGAUAAGAGUGGUGGAUGCUUCAAAAGAAAAUUCUGAGAGGGAAGAUGGCUUGUCGAGUGGAGGUAGCUUGGGCAAAAUAGAGGUCAGCAAUCGUUUGGUUUCAGAGGAAGAUAGAAAUAAGAGUAUACCAUUUGAACUGUACAAAAGGCGUACCACUGUAGUUGUUAGAAGGGAGAGUUUCUUGAAUGUUGUUUGUGAUGCUCUGACUGAAUAUAAGUAUGUGGGGCCUAACCAGAGGGAGGACUUGGUUUUGGCAUGCAGAAUCCGUGAAAGGAAGGAAUCUGUAACUGUGCUGUUGUGUGGUACCAGUGGCUGUGGGAAAUCUACUUUGUCUGCAUUACUGGGUAACAGAUUAGGAGUUACAACAGUGAUAUCCACUGAUUCUAUACGACACAUGAUGAGGAGUUUUGUAGAUGAGAAGCAAAAUCCUCUGCUUUGGGCUUCUACAUACCAUGCUGGGGAGUAUUUAGAUCCUGAGGCAGUUGCAGAAGCAAAGGCUAAAAGAAAAGCAAAGAAACUGGCAGGCAUUGCAAAUUUGCGUUCUAAGGAUGAAUUGUCUGAUGGUUAUACAGCUGGGAAAUCUGGUAGUGGAGCACCGGAGGUGACUUCUGGUACUGCUGAGUUUAUUAGUCCGAAACAAAUGGCGAUUGAAGGGUUCAAGGCGCAAAGUGAGAUGGUGAUUGACAGUCUUGAUCGUCUGAUUACUGCAUGGGAAGAGAGGAAAGAAUCAGUAGUUGUUGAGGGUGUUCACUUGAGCCUUAAUUUUGUGAUGGGGCUUAUGAAGAAACAUCCUUCAAUUUUACCAUUCAUGAUAUACAUUACAAACGAGGAAAAACACAUGGAGCGAUUUGCGGUCCGUGCAAAGUACAUGACACUGGACCCUGCUAAGAACAAAUAUGUGAAGUACAUUAGAAACAUCAGAACAAUCCAAGAAUAUCUUUGCAAACGGGCAGACAAACAUCUUGUCCCCAAAAUCAACAAUACAAAUGUUGAUAAGAGUGUGGCAGCUAUCCAUGCAACAGUCUUCAGCUGCCUACGAAGGCGGGAGGCAGGAGAACAGCUCUAUGACCCUACCACAAAUACCAUUGCUCUUGUCGAUGAGGAGUACAGGAACCAGUGUGCUGCAAACUCAUUGAGCUCCAAGGGGAUGUUUCAGCUUAUUCAGAGAAAAGGUUCUUCUAGGCAUCUGAUGGCUCUUCUUAAUACUGACGGGUCUGUUGCAAAGGCUUGGCCUGUUGAUUCAGUAGAUGGUAAUGGGAAGCCUGGAUCAGGCCAGGGGACCGAUAGUGGAAAAGGGAUUCCAAUGUAUGGACCAUUGCAGAUAGGCAAGGCUGAACCAGUUAAUCUUCAGUUUGGGCACUUUGGGAUCAGUGCUUGGCCCAGUGAUGGUGGCACGAGUCAUGCUGGAAGUGUUGAUGAGUCCAGGGCUGAUGGGACUGAUACAGGGAGCAGGUAUUACUCCUCUUGUUGCAGCUCGCCAAGGAUGGUUGAUGGGGCUGCCAAGGAGCUGAAGGAGGAGCUUUCAGUGCAUGGCAGUGAUGAAGAAGCUGACGAUCCACCUGAGGUGGACAGUGAUGAGGAUCCUAGUGAUGAUGAUGCUGAGAAGCACAACCAUGAAGAGAUUGGCUCAGUUGAUGAGGAAUCAUCAAAAUCAGAUGAAGAAUACGAUGAUCUGGCAAUGCAGGAUGUACAGGAGAACGGUUAUUGGUCAGACGAUGAUGAGGAGUCCAAAGACAGGCUUCCACCUAUUUCUUGGGGCCAUUCAAGCCCCAAGAGAGGAGACAAGUACAGGCAGAAUCUAGAGCGCUUCCUUAGCACCAGAAGCGAGCAGGUGGCCGAACCACUACGCUCUUACUCUUCCCUGCUCAGGGAGAAAGGUGAGAGGAGAAUGUUGAGUUCAGGCAGUCUAAAAAUAAGAAAACGUUCACUCAGCAUUCCUGCCAUUGGAAAGCAUGAGUCCAUGGUUGGUGAUCCUAUUCUCUCUGGAGCACCCCGGAGGUAGCUAAAACGAUGUUGUCCUUUUUUUUUUUUUUUUUUUUUUUAUUCUUCCUUUUUCCUUGUUCAUUUUGUGUCUUUUAGAGAGAGCAACUAAGGCAUUUCACCAUCUCGUGUGCAUCAUAGUAGAGUUGCAUGACUGGGAGAACUUGUAUGACACACCUUGUUCUUUUUGCUUUCUUUUUUCAGCAAAAGCAAUCAAGAUAAUGAAAAUAACUGCAGUUAUUUGAAA
This is a messenger RNA of Populus trichocarpa (black cottonwood), 2683 nucleotides long. Its product is annotated as P-loop NTPase domain-containing protein LPA1 homolog 1. The transcript has 8 exons. Lineage: Eukaryota; Viridiplantae; Streptophyta; Magnoliopsida; Malpighiales; Salicaceae. The record is from RefSeq and is a predicted model, not a curated record. The coding region runs from base 224 to 2458 and encodes 744 amino acids.